Messenger RNA from Patella vulgata (common limpet), 4632 nucleotides. Its product is annotated as sperm flagellar protein 2. The coding region runs from base 1 to 4632 and encodes 1543 amino acids. The record is from RefSeq and is a predicted model, not a curated record. Lineage: Eukaryota; Metazoa; Mollusca; Gastropoda; Patellidae. The transcript has 35 exons.
AUGAGACAGUCUCAACAAGAAAGAAGAAUAGCUGUUCAGUUAUUACAAACACGACAUGAAAAAGAAGUAAUUCGUCGUAAUAGAAUACUUCGUGAAAAACAGUAUGAAGAAAGAAGAAGAAAAGAUUUUGAAGAUGCUCUUAAUAAAGAAGCUGAAAUGGCACGUUUAAGUAGAGAAGAAUACGAAGAACAAAUUAAAAAAGAUAAAGAAUUACAUGACAGAAUAGCAGCAGAAAGAGCUGAAGCCAAAUAUAAGAAACAUUAUGAUAUGUGUUCAGAAGUUGUUGAUCAGAUUGUUGAUUUUACAUGUAAAGUAGCAGAAUAUAGAGAAUUAACCAACAAUUUACUGCCACCUAAGUUAAUGAGAGAAUGGACAGCUUUAUUUGUCGCUGGUAAACCAUUAUUUGAUAAACCUGUAGAAAGUUCUGAUCCUACACCAGAACAGAUAUUAGAAGAAGAAAGGCAACAGUUAUUGGAUGAAGGAGAUUUUAUGGAAUAUAAGAAUAUGAUUGGUGAGUGGCAGGCUAAAGAAGGAUUAGAUGUAGCGGGCCCACCUCGAGAUAAUCCUAUUGUUGGACAUAUUGUACAGAGAUUAUUUAAUAUAGUUCAUCCACCAUCACCACCACCCAGUCCUCCAGAAUUUCAACCAUUCCCGAUUAAAGCCUGUGUCCUAGGAAAAGUUUUUAGUGGUAAAACAUCAUGUGUACAGAAAUUAGCUGAAGAACACAGAUUACAAGUAUUAUGUGUUGAUGUAUUAGUUGAUCAGGCUGUUGAAGCUCACAAAGCAGGAGAAAUAAUAGAAAUCACUGAUGAAGAAGAUGAUGAAAGUAAAGCUGAAACUGUACAAGAUAUUAAUACCACACCUGUAGAUGUGGCACCUACACCAGUUGAGAUGGAACAAGGGACUGCACCAACAGAACAAAUUCCAACAACAGAACAGGUAUCUGACUCUACAGAACAGACACCAGCUGAUACCGAACAAACUCCAGCAACAGAUUCUGCUCUUACCCUUGAUUGUGGAAGGGAAGCUAAACCACCAUCCGUGUCUGCUUCACAAAAUAAUUCAAGAACCAGUUUAGCUAAGAAAUCUAGUAGUAGAUUGAGUAAUAAACCACAGGCAACAGACAGAGCUAAGCUAGGAAGUAAAGUAUUUAGAUUUUUAAAGAAAGGUAAACCAGUAGAUGAACAGCUGAUUGUUGAUAUAUUAGUAGAAGCUAUCAGGAGAGUACCAGAAGGAACCGGUUGGUUAAUUGAUGGUUUCCCACAAAAUUAUAACCAAGCUAAACUAUUAGAGAAAGCUUUAAGUGGAUUUGAUGCUAAUGCUAAAGAAUCAACAAAAGAUAAGGCUAAAGGAAAGAUGAAGAGGUCAUCUUUAGUACCUGAUCCCCGUCCCCCACCUCCACCUGCGGAACCAACAAGUGGUAUAGAUGUUGUUAUUGUACUUGAUAUUGAUGAUAAAGUCUGUAUUAAGAGAGCUGCUGGUCGAACAUGUGCAAUUCAAGCUAAUGAACAGUUUCAUGAAGAGUUUAAACCACCCCCAGAUGGCAGUGCUACAGGUGUAGGUAAACAAGAAAAGGUUGUUCCUGUACAAGAUAUGGCUCAUGAUAUGGAACAGAUACAACAUAGAAUAACAGGUUUCGUAGAUUCAUGGCCUAAAUUGGAAAAGUGGUUUACAAGAUUUGGAACAUUAAAAAUAGUUGAUGCUGAAGCAGAUGAACGAACUGUUGUUCUAGAAGUUGAAAAAAUACUGGAAGAUACACUAAAUAGGCUACAAGGUAAAGAUAAAGAGAGUACACCAGCUGAAGAAAUACCAGUAGAAAAACCUGAAGAGAAACCAGAACCGCCAGCUCCAGUUGAACCUGUACCAGAACCACCUAAAGAACCAGAAACUCCUGCACCUAAAUCUAGACCUGGUUCUAGAGGUAGUAGAUCAGGUUCGGGUGGUAAGAAAUCUCCAUCGAGAACUUCAUCUAAAGAAUCACCAUCUAAAAAAGAUAAACGAGAGAAAAGUGAAUCACCAAAACGUAGCAGUAGUUCUAAAAAAUCAGAUACUGGAGGAUCUAAAAAAGGCAGCAGAGGGUCAUCUCCAAAAUCACCAAGCGCUAAACGUAAAUCAGGUAAAGGUAAAAAUAAAACACCGGAACCAGAACCAGAACCGGAACCUGAAAUACCUACAGGACCACCACCUCCUGAACCUGGGUCAGAAGAAUGGGAUUUUGUGGAUCAAAAUAUUGAAACUGAUUUGGCUGAAGUAUUGGCAACUCAUUGGGAAGCAGUUGAAAGUGCAUAUGUUGCUAAUAGUAAACAUGUCUUUAGAAAUAUUAGAGAUGAAAGGGAGAACAUUUGUCGGUAUUUCUUUCAAAUGAAGAAAGAUUACAUGUCAUAUUUACGAAGACCUGACCAUAAACAGGAAUUUGUUUCACAGUGGCAAAAGGAUUAUAAUGAAGUACCUGAUGAUAUUAGAGAAGAUGAAGAGACAAAAGCUGAACUCCAUCAAAGAGUGGAUGAUUUAAGAGAGAGAUUAUGGAGUAUCUGUGAUGAGAGAAAAGAGCAGGCUGAAAGAGAAAGGGAGACAAUCAUGAAUGAUGGUUGGUUAGAUGAUCGGAUGGGUGUUCUCAGUAAUCAUUACUUUACUCUCAUGCAGACUGAGGUGGAUAGAUUCCAGGAUACUGUUAGAUUGUUAAAAGAUUACUAUAGAGGAAUGGAUGGACAGAUACCAGAUGAGUUAAAUCAGAAUUAUGCCAGACUUCCACUGAUAGAGUUACCUGUAGAAAGACCAGAAUCUCCUGAUAAAGUCAGCGAAACCGCAUCAACGCCUCCAAUAACAGAUGAUCCUAUUACCUCUGCUAAAUCUGAACGAACCAAAUCUGCACGUGCAAAAUCACCCAGAGAAAGCCGCUCUAAAUCUCCGAAAGAUGGAUCCAAGUCCCCUAAAGAAUCGCGCUCCAAAUCUAGAACUCCUUCAGGCAAGCGUAGAAAUAAAAGUAAAGAAAACGAUAAGGAUAAAACAGCAGAUCCAAAUGCAAUGUUUGAUGCCGAUACAAACAGGAAAAGAAUUCCUCUGAUACCAAGACGCCCUCUUUCUCCUGAUAUUGAUGCUAAACCUGGUGCAGGAGGUAAAGAUAAGAAAGAUAAAAAAGCUGUAAAGAAAGAUGACGUACCUGGAGGAGAAAGUCCUGCUCCACCCGUUGAUCUGGAUGAGAAACUUAUCUUAGAUGCUGCUUCAUCUGCUGUAUCCUCUAUGGGACAAAUUAUGUCGGCUGAAAUGGCUGCAAAAGAAGCAGAAGAGGAAGCGGAACGACAAGCAGAAAUUGAAAGAGAAAAAGAACGAGAGCGAAUAAAGGCAGCAGCAAAAAAACCAGCCAAGAAGGGUAAAAGUCGAAGUCCUUCUCCAUCAAAGAAAAAUGCUAAGAAGGAUUCUGAGACAGCUACUACUACCACACCACCUCCAAGUGAAGAAAUGAGUGAAGAAGAAGCAAAGAAAAAAGAAAUAAAAGAAAAAAUGAGAGAAGAGUAUUACUUUGCUAUUGCUGAAGAGGAAAAUGCAGCUAAAACUCGUGUUGAAUUGAUCAAAGUUACUGCCAUGUUGGUUUUACAAGAUUUAAAGUUGAAAGGUGAAGAGUGCUAUAAAGAUAUGAAUGAUUGGCUUGGAGCUAGAUUUCUUAAAGAAAUGGAAAGUAUUGACCAACUAUCAGAAGCAAUGAGAUUUGGAAUUGAAGCCAAAGAAAAGAUCAAACAAGAAUUACUUUUAAAUCAAGAAGAUUUUAUGGUUAACCAGGAUCUUCAAGUAUUAAAGUCAUCAUCAAGUAUUUUAGAAGUACAACAGAAAGAACCACCUACACUUGAUCUAUUUACUGUUGAUCAACUUAAAAGUCUUUAUCAACAGUUUAUGUUAACAGCACCUAAUGGUGUGUUAUCCAGUAGAACUUUUGUGGAAACAUUUGAAACUAUUGUAUCUAUGAAUUUGUGGUUUGCUACUGAAAGUAAAGCAGAUGGUAAAUUUGAUAGAUUAGAUAAUUUAAAGAAAGUAUUAUUUGAUAUUUAUGGUAAUCUAACAAUAAACCCAGCUCGAUUAGAUUAUGUUAGCAUGUUGAUGUAUUUUAGUGCUGUACCCAAUUCUCAUGAAGGAUUUUUAAGAGCUUUAAGUGUUGCAUCUGGUCAUCAUAUGCCACGAUUAGCUAAACCCACUCUAUCAUCGUUACAACUAGAUCAGCCUGGUAUUAUAGAUGAUGGUACAUUACCUGAAGGUUUAGAAGUUGAGAAGGAUGACAGACAGGUGGAGCCACCUAUGACCAGAGAAAUUAUUCCUGAAGAAGCUUUAGAAGCUAAAGUUCCAAUAGAUUCUCUGUUUAAGGUAUUUCAUCACGGUGAGAGUACACAUGGUGAUAGUCAUAGAUAUAAUUUGGCUACAGAUCCAGAAGAAACUACGUCUAGGGAAAAGUUAGCAGCAGUGUAUGUGGAGUUAGGAAGUGAAGAUUUAGAACCAGUUUUAUAUAGAAUAUUAAUAGAACAUCCAUUAAUACAAGAUGCUGUUGCUGCUUGUAAAUCAUUUAAAGCAUUGGACAUUAGAGGCAUCUUGUCAAAUCCAGUGACAGACUACACUGAUGCAACAAGUACCAAAACAUUGGAAUAA